AUGUCACGGAGAUACGAUUCCAGGACGACCAUCUUCUCCCCAGAGGGUCGCCUAUACCAAGUCGAAUACGCCCUCGAAGCCAUCUCGCACGCAGGAACAGCACUGGGUAUCUUGGCACAGGAUGGCAUCGUUCUCGCUGCAGAGAGAAAGGUUACCAGCAAGUUGCUCGAGCAAGACACAUCGGCCGAGAAACUGUACAUCUUGAACGAUAACAUGAUCUGCGCGGUAGCAGGAAUGACCGCUGAUGCCAACAUUCUCAUCAACUACGCCCGCCAAGCCGCCCAAAAGUACCUCCUCACCUACAACGAAGACAUUCCCUGCGAGCAACUCGUCCGCCGUUUAUGCGAUCUCAAGCAAGGUUACACGCAGCACGGAGGUCUCCGACCGUUUGGUGUAUCCUUCAUCUACGCAGGAUGGGACCCACAGCGACAGUUCCAGCUGUACCAGAGUAACCCCAGUGGCAACUACGGCGGCUGGAAGGCAACCAGUGUCGGCGCGAACAACGCUUCUGCACAGAGUUUGCUGAAACAGGACUACAAGGAGGAAUGCGAUUUGAAAGAGGCUUGCGGACUUGCAGUCAAGGUGCUCAGCAAGACCAUGGACUCAACCAAGCUGAGCAGCGAGAAGAUCGAGUUCGCUACCGUAGGAAAAACCAAGUCAGGCAAGAUCUACCAUCACUUGUGGAGUGCAGACGAGAUCGAUGCUCUGCUCAAAGAGCACGGCCUUGCCAAGGCUGAGGAUACAGAGAUGUCCGAGACAUGA
This is a messenger RNA of Alternaria burnsii, 762 nucleotides long. Its product is annotated as proteasome subunit alpha type-4. The coding region runs from base 1 to 762 and encodes 253 amino acids. Lineage: Eukaryota; Fungi; Ascomycota; Dothideomycetes; Pleosporales; Pleosporaceae. Gene Ontology annotation, biological process: ubiquitin-dependent protein catabolic process. The transcript is spliced from 4 exons. The record is from RefSeq and is a predicted model, not a curated record. Gene Ontology annotation, cellular component: proteasome core complex, alpha-subunit complex; cytosol; nucleus.